Sander lucioperca (pikeperch) is the source of this 2294-nucleotide messenger RNA. Its product is annotated as keratin, type I cytoskeletal 13-like. The record is from RefSeq and is a predicted model, not a curated record. The transcript is spliced from 8 exons. Gene Ontology annotation, molecular function: structural molecule activity. Bases 69 to 1469 code for a protein of 466 amino acids. NCBI's taxonomy places the organism in Eukaryota, Metazoa, Chordata, Actinopteri, Perciformes, Percidae.
UCUCUCCUCACUCCUCUUCUUCCCCCUGCACUGGAGAACAGACACUGCUCUUUACUCUCUCCGUCAUCAUGACCAUGGUGUACUCCUCCCGAAGCUCCAUGGGCGGCGGUGGCUUUGGCGGCGGCGGCUUUGGCGGCGGUGGCAGCCGAGCAUCCUUCGGCGGACGCAUGAGUGCGUUCAGCAUGGCAGGAGGAGCCGGAGGAAGUGGGGUUAGGGUUUCCCAGGCCAGCAGGAGUUUCUCUGCCGGUGGCGGUGGCGGCGGCGGCGGCAGCUAUGGCUUCGGUGGCGGAGCAGGUAGUGGUUUCGGCGGGGGUGCAGGCUUUGGCGGUGGUGCAGGCUUCGGUGGGGGUGCAGGCUUUGGCGGGGGUGCAGACGACAGCCUCAUCGGCAACGAGAAGUUCACCAUGCAGAACCUCAACGACCGCCUGGCCACGUACCUGGCCAAGGUGGCAGCGCUGGAGAAGGCCAACGGCGAGCUGGAGCUGAAGAUCAGACAGUUUGUGGAGAGCAAGGUCGGCCCGUCAACCAGAGACUACAGCGCCUUCCACGUCACCAUCGCAGAGCUGCAGGGGAAGAUUCAGGACGCCAUCCUGCUCAGAGGGACAGUCACGCUGAGCAUCGACAACGCCCAACUGGCUCAGGACGACUUCAGACUCAAGUUUGAGAACGAGCUGUCGAUGCGUCAGUCGGUGGAGGCGGACAUCGCUGGGCUGAAGAUGGUGCUGGGAGAGCUGGGCGUCGCCAAGACCGACCUGAGCAUGCAGAUCGAAAGCCUGAAGGACGAGCUGGUGACCAUGAAGAAGAACCACGAAGAGGACCUGAUGUCCAUGCGCACUCAGAUGAGCGGUCAGGUGAACGUGGAGGUUGACGCCGGUCCGCAAACCGACCUCACCAAGGUCAUGGAAGAGAUGAGGGAACACUACGAGAUGCUCGCCGCCAAGACCAACAAAGAGCUGGAGUGCUGGUUCCAGUCCAAGUCGGAGAUGCUCAGUAAGGAGGUGGCGACCACAGAGAUGACGAUCAAAUCGACGGUCUCUGAGGUGAAGGAGGUGAAGAGUCAGCUUCAGGCUCUGGAGAUCGAACUCCAAUCACAGCUCAGCAUGAAAGCGUCUCUUGAAGCCACACUGGCCGAAAUCCAGGGCCGCUACGCCAUGCAGCUGAACGGAUACCAGAUGAUGGUGAGCGGUAUGGAGGAGCAGCUGGUGCAGCUGAGGGCUGACCUGGAGCGACAGGGACAGGAGUACCAGAUGCUGCUGGACAUCAAGACCAGACUGGAGAUGGAGAUCGCCGAGUACAGGAGGCUGCUGGAUGGAGAGGCCAGCGGCAGCGGCGGUGGCAGCGGCGGUGGCAGCGGCGGCGGCAGCGGCGGCGGAUCGACAGGUUUGUCCUCUUCCUCCUCCUCCUCCUCCUCCACUGUCAUCAGCAGCAACACCACAGUCGUCAAAAAAGUCAUAGAGGAGAAAAAUUAAUCUUAGCCACCAUCUGAGACCAAGCAUACGUCUUACGUCACUAUAAACACACAUUAAGGUAUCUGAUUUGGGGUCUAUUCUUAAUCUAAACAUUGACGCAUUUACAUCGAUUACAUGCACAUAUAAUAUUCUGGUUUUUGUCCUCAUUCUGAAAAAGACAAUGUCCCUACCAAGCUGUUUCCAUAGCUAUAGAAAGCUAUGUCAAUAUUCCACUAAUAUUCCUGUUUACAUGCAGCCGUACAAAACAGGAUUUUUUCCGGUGGCUUGUUGGAGCGUGUGAACAGAGCCUCCCUCUUUCAUUCCUUCAAACACCUUCUUUAAAAGGUCAGCAUUGGGAUGUUUGUGCAUAUCCAAAAACCUGUUGGUAUCCAAGUCUUUGAUAACGUUUUGUCACAGCAUAACCACACCCUGGUAAAACCUUGAUUACUCACGUUAAGUCUAGGGUUAUACAUAUAUAUUUGAAAACUAGAAAAAGCUAAGGAGUUAGGGAUCAGAGGCCUACCUUGGUCCUCUGAUCUGCAGCCAGCUUGCUUCCUUUUCACUCGUCAGUCUUUGCAGUGUCACACAGCGUAGAGACUCAGUUGACAGUUCAUUUGUAAACAUUCAUAUGCGGACAUUACGGCAACACAAACUUGGUGGGGAAAUAUCAUGACUAAUCAGAAACAUAUUCCAUCUUCACUGACUCCGUUUGCCAGUCUCUCUCUGAACUCCUCAGACAAUGAGCCUCUCAUUGUCUGCUUUACAGCUGCCUAUUAGCUCGGUGACGCAUGUAGGCAACACCCACCCCAACCCAGUGGCCAAUAAACUAACAGCUACCAUAAUGGU